Salvia hispanica is the source of this 2317-nucleotide messenger RNA. Its product is annotated as receptor like protein 27-like. NCBI's taxonomy places the organism in Eukaryota, Viridiplantae, Streptophyta, Magnoliopsida, Lamiales, Lamiaceae. The record is from RefSeq and is a predicted model, not a curated record. Gene Ontology annotation, molecular function: protein binding.
AUCAUUUGCACACACAAAGAAAUAUCAAUAUCUUCUUUCACCAUGCUUCCAAGGAAGAUGUUGUUCAUUUGUAUACUAAUUUCGUCCUUAAUUUUCACCACGCUUUCUUAUAAUAACAAAUGUCUUCCCCCUCAGCAAACCUUGUUGCUUCAACUCAAGAAUGAGUUGAUCUUCAACUCUUCUUAUUCAACAAAACUGGUGCGAUGGAAUGAAAGUGAUCAUGAGUGUUGCAAGUGGCACGGUGUGGAAUGUGAUGCUUCUGGCUACGUCGUUAGUUUGCAGCUCGACGAUGAGGCCAUUUCCGGUGGAAUUGGGGAUUCGUCGAGUCUCUUCAGAUUUAAAUAUCUGCGGAAGCUUAACCUUGCCUACAAUGAAUUCAACCAUGAUGCCAUUCCAAAAGGUUCCUUCUGAAAUUUCGACCUUGACGAGAUUGGCUAGUCUCGAUAUCUCCAACAAGUCCGGCACUACUCUUAGCCUCGAGCUCCCAAGUUUGAAGUUUCUUGUCCAAAAUUUAACAGGGCUUAGAGAGCUCUAUCUUGAUGAUGUCAAUGUGACUUCCUUGCAUGAAAGGAAAAAUUGGGGUCAUAUUAUAUCAUCACAUUUACCAAAACUCACCUCUUUGAGUUUGGUUGGUUGUAGUCUUGAUGCUCCUUUGCCUAAAUCCUUUUUACAACUUCACUCCCUUUCGAUUCUUCGACUAGAUCGGAACAAUCUUUCAGCGGUAGCACUUCAUGACUUGUUCACCAAUUUUCCGAGUCUCACCACCUUAACUCUUGGCAAAUGCAAAUUGAAGGGCUCAAUUCCAUCCACCUUUGCUAGCCUAACAAAGCUUAUUCGUGUCGACUUGUCGUAUAACAACUUGAAUGGCUCACUUCCUUCUGCUUUGUUUGAAGGUCUUUCCAAUCUCGUUCAUCUAAAUCUGUUGGGAAAUUCAUUCUCCGGUAACAUACCCCAGUCUAUUUUUGCUCACCCGUCAUUGUUGGAACUUAGUCUUAGUUACAACAAAUUUAAUGGCACUUUUCAACUCGAGGACUUUCAAAGCCUUCCCAAUCUCACGUGGCUUGAUCUAUCCGGCAAUAGCUUGUCAGUAGAUGUUGGCAACGUCGAUUCGAGUUCACAUGGACGCCUCAAAUUAAAAGGCUUAGGCCUAGGUUCGUGUAACUUGUCCAAUUUUCCCGAUUUCGUUAAACAUUUGGAUCUGGAAACAUUGGAUCUCUCAAACAAUAGUAUUGCGGGGGAAAUACCUAGUUGGAUUUGGGGAGCAAAACUCUCCCAGUUGUUUCUUGCUAAUAACAAUUUAAGUGGAUCAGUUCCAACCUCCAUCUGCAACGCCACACGACUGUAUAAUCUUGAAUUGUCUCGAAACAAUUUAAGUGGAACGAUUCCAACCUGCCUCUGCAACGCCACACAAUUCGUUUGGCUUAGAUUGUCUGGAAAUAAAUUGAGUGGCAGCUUACCCGCUUGCCUACUUAUAUACAUGAAGGGGAUCGAUCUAAGUCGUAACAACAUCAGCGGAAGCAUACCCCCUUUCCCACUCGAAAGGAUUACAGUGUUGGAUUUGAGUCAUAACAACAUCAACGGUAGCAUUCCAGAUAUUUUUCGUGUAGAUUGUAAUCUACGUUACUUGGAUCUUAGUCAUAAUGCUUUAGAAGGGAAGAUCGCAAAGUCCCAAAAUCAUUUGGUAGGUUGAGUAGUCUCGAAUCACUCGACCUCUCUGUAAACCAACUAGCAGGGCCGAUCCCAGAGGAGCUUGGAAGGCUCACAUUUCUUUCGAAAUUGAAUCUCUCCUUCAAUAAGUUUGUCGGAGCGAUCCCAAAAGGGCGGCAAAUGCAAACAUUCUCAUCUGAUUCAUUUGAAGGAAAUUCGGGGCUAUGUGGUUUCCCUCUCAACAUUAGCUGCAAUCAUACUAAUGUACCACCACCGGGAUACGAUGAAGAGGAGAAUGAGAUAGAGUGGGAAUACGUGUGUGCUGCACUUGGAUAUGUUGUGGGAUUCGGAAGCAUUGUGUGGCUACUUUUAUUUUGUCGAAGUUUCAGAGAGAUAUACUUCGGCAAAAUAGAAGAGAUUGUUGAAGACAUAUUCAUUGUCAGAGACAUGAGAAGAAGGCGUGCAAGAAGAGAGGCAAUAAAGGAUUGAGUUAGGAAACAAUAAUGUUGGAAAUAUUAUCUUUGUUCUAUGUAAAAGAAUGAAAUAAAUAGGGGUUUAGCCUAGCUUGUAUAGUUCCCUAUGUGUUUAAAUUUUUGCAUGCUUUUUAUCUUAAAGUUUGUGGAUUGUACAAUGUAAUGAAUUUUAGAAUGAAAUGAUGAUUUGUGGUGCA